AUGGCCUCAAAUGCCCCAUCCCACCUCCACAGUAACAGUAACAGUGGCCCAUCCCACCUCCACAGUAACAGCGCCCCAUCCCACCUCCACAGUAACAGUAACAGUGCCCCAUCCCACCUCCACAGUAACAGUGCCCCAUCCCACCUCCACAGUAACAGUGCCCCAUCCCACCUCCACAGUGCCCCAUCCCACCUCCACAGUAACAGUAACAGUGGCCCAUCCCACCUCCACAGUAACAGUAACAGUGGCCCAUCCCACCUCCACAGUGCCCCAUCCCACCUCCACAGUGCCCCAUCCCACCUCCACAGUAAAAGUGGCCCAUCCCACCUCCACAGUAACAGUAACAGUGGCCCAUCCCACCUCCACAGUAACAGUGCCCCAUCCCACCUCCACAGUAACAGUGCCCCAUCCCACCUCCACAGUAACAGCGCCCCAUCCCAUCUCCAUAGUAGCAGCGCCCCAUCCCACCUCCACCUCUACAGUAACAGCGCCCCAUCCCACCUCCACAGUAGCAGCGCCCCAUCCCACCUCCACCUCCACAGUAACAGCGCCCCAUCCCACCUCCACAGUAGCAGCGCCCCAUCCCACCUCCACCUCCACAGUAACAGCGCCCCAUCCCACCUCCACUGUAACAGCGCCCCAUCCCACCUCCACCUCCACAGUAACAGCGCCCCAUCCCACCUCCACCUCCACAGUAACAGCGCCCCAUCCCACCUCCACCUCCACAGUAACAGCGCCCCAUCCCACCUCCACAGUAGCAGCGCCCCAUCCCACCUCCACAGUAACAGCGCCCCAUCCCACCUCCACAGUAGCAGCGCCCCAUCCCACCUCCACAGUAGCAGCGCCCCAUCCCACCUCCACCUCCACCUCCACAGUAGCAGCGCCCCAUCCCACCUCCACCUCCACAGUAACAGCGCCCCAUCCCACCUCCACCUCCACAGUAACAGCGCCCCAUCCCACCUCCACAGUAACAGCGCCCCAUCCCACCUCCAACUCCACAGUAACAGUGCCCCAUCCCACCUCCACCUCCACAGUAACAGCGCCCCAUCCCACCUCCACAGUAGCAGCGCCCCAUCCCACCUCCACCUCCACAGUAACAGCGCCCCAUCCCACCUCCACUUCCACAGUAACAGUGCCCCAUCCCACCUCCACAGUAACACUGAGCUGGAAUAG
Salvelinus fontinalis (brook trout) is the source of this 1173-nucleotide messenger RNA. RefSeq names its product histidine-rich glycoprotein-like. Lineage: Eukaryota; Metazoa; Chordata; Actinopteri; Salmoniformes; Salmonidae. The transcript has 2 exons. The coding region runs from base 1 to 1173 and encodes 390 amino acids. The record is from RefSeq and is a predicted model, not a curated record.